AUGUUGAUAGGACGAGUGUCUGAGGGCAAAGAAACAAAAGGGAUUGGAGAGGAUGGGGAUCGACGCAACUCUUACCAUGAAUACGAAACUGCUAAUGAACUAUACGACAUAAUGGCUGACAAUCCUCGCUACCACGCCAGCAGUGAAACUCUUACAGCGAGCGACUUAGUAAUAUUGUAUAAAAAUCUAGAUAUCGGCACAAAACUUAUGACUGAGGCAAAAUAUUCUCAAACAAAACCAUCUAACCAAUAUGUGGAAACCGUAAUUUAUAAUGAUGAUCAGGACACCGAUGAUUCCGACAUUGGUGAAAUUUAUAGCACUGAAGACAUACGGAACAUUAUGAUGAUAAACAAAGAAAGAAUAGAUUUGAUAAACAAUACAUCAUCUUACGAAACUAAUCUCUGUCAAAAAUAUGGCAAUAUUGCCAUGAAACCGGCCAAUUUAACAUCAUCUUAUAAUAAACAUUUCCUUUUUAAGGACCCCUUUAUAAAAGACCAGUUGAACAGUUUUAUUCCCGAAAAUUAUAAUUCUAAUAUCUUUCCAACUUCAUUGCUCGACUAUAUUUGCUGUAAACGGCUUGAAGAUAAUUACAAUUUUUACAUGGAUAGCGUCAUCACAUAUGUACAACAUACAAUAGAACAUCUUAAAAGAAUUAGCAAUGGGGAUUAUUUGACGGAUAAAGCUAAGAAAAAGUGGAGAGAGGUUGUUGAUCCCGUUUGUAAAGGACAAGAUGACAACAAAAAUGUUUUGGCAAAUUCAAUUAGCAUUCCUUUAAAAGUUAAUCCAAAAUUAAGUGGUCUUAAAAUAAUGUGGGAGGAUACAGUUCACUCGGAAGUAGAUGUAAGAUCCUUCUCUAAGUUACUGGAGAAAAGAAUUGUGGUCGAAAUUCCAAAAUUAAUUUGUGGAACCUACAAGUUAUUCAGUAAACAGUAUAAUGACAAUUUAAUAAUUCAUUGCAAAAAGGAAUCCAAAUCUGUUAAUCACGAUACGCAGUCACGUGUUGAUGUUGUACUUAAACUAAAAAAAUCUGAUUCAGGCCAUAUUAUAAGCAAACUGGACUCUAUUAUGAUUUUGCAAACUGUCCCUCAAACAUCUAUCCAAGAUUGUAUAACAUCUGAACCUUUAUCAAUAAUGUACAAUACACCUGAUCAUAAUAAAGAGGAUUCAUCUAAAAUAAUGGAAUUAAACGAAGAUGAUGAAGGAACUAAAGAGACUGUGUAUGAAUCAAGUAUAUUUACAAAUAAAUCGCAAGAAACGUUUGAAGAUUCACUUAUUGGUACUGAUACUGAUAUAAGUAGCAGUAUAUCACCACAACGUCGUAAUAUAGAUUUUACAGACACGUUUAUUUUACCUGAUAAAAAUGUUAUUGAUUCUAAAACUUACAACGAUGAACAGACUGAAGCAAAUUUUUGUAUUACAUCACCAAAUGAAUUAUAUUGCACGCUGCAACGCUUAACUAUGAAUUCACCGGUACCGGAAGAAAGUGAAAUCCCAAUUAAAAAGAAAAAGUCAGCUUCGAAAGUCCGAAUCAAAUCGCCUUAUGAGAAUGCAUCCCGUGCAAUGGAAGAGAAGAAAAGAAAGAGGCUACUUGAAAUUCGCGAGAGACGUGAAAAUAAGAAAAAAGCUUUGAGUGAAAACUGUAAGAUAUCUAAACACAAAUACUUCAAAGGAGCUGUUAUGGCUCGAGCAUCAAGUUCGGUUACGAAACUAUCAAUUACUAAUAAAUCUUUUUAUAACUCUAUAUAUGGGCAAGCAAUAAACAACGAAGUUAAAAAUAAAAGAAAGUUGAAUAACGAAGAUUUAAAAAUUAUUGUUGAACUAGAAAAUUCAAAUGAAAAAUCACAAACGAAAUCUCCAAAAUUAAACAAGAGUAAGGAUAAGAUAAUAUACAUUAAUCAUAGUUAUUAUCUUGACGAUGCUGAUACUGAAGUAAUGCGUUUACAAAUGAAACAAAUGUCAGAAACUGACAAUACUGCCGAAUGCACUGCCGCUACAUCAGUAGCUUCAGAUGAUUUUAGCUCUAAUUUAAACUUGCUGAAAGACCUUAUUAGUCCAACGCUAUCGAAUAAUCAUCCUAUCGAAAAAAACGUUCCAUCGCAAUGUUUCAACCAUAAUGAAGAAAUAGUGAACAUCAACAUGGAAACUACGCAGUGUGAAUCAAGACGAAGUAUCACAAAUAUAGUUCCCACUAAUACCCCAAAGGAAAUCAACUUCAAAGGCAAUGAAGAAUUGCAAAAACAUCAGCAGCUUUGUGCACCUACAGUUGAAUGUCGAAAAAGUAUCGAUAAAAUAUAUGAUCUUAUACAAAAACCUGGAAAAAUUGAAACACUUCAAUUAGAUCCAGUCAAAAAACUGGAACCAAGUAUGGAAAUCAGCGAUGGUGAGGACAAAUAUGAGAAGCGAUAUCAUUGCAGUAUUCAGGCUAGUGACAGCGGAACUAGUGUAAAACAUCAUUUAACUUCAUCAAUUCCAAGCUGCUUUAGUUUCGAGAGAACCAAUAAAGAUCAACAAAUUAAAAAGAGUGUUAUCAAAAAAAGUGAAAUACCCGUUUCUGUACAACCAAAAGUGCUCAUUGAUAGCAAACAUCAAGUAACACAAUCAAACGACAAUAAAUCAAAAAGGGACCGAAGAAAGCUAAAUAGUCCAAUGAAUAAAAUUGCUGAAAAUCCUUUAAAAGCUAUUUCUCAACUACUGCAUGAAUUUGAAAACGUUCAAAAGAGCCGCCUUAAAAAUGACCCCAAACCGAACAAAAAGCUUGACUCAGAACAAAAGAAUAGUAGUCGACAAGUUACCUUCAAAAGACCCCUUCACCAAGAACAACACCCAAAAAACAAUGAAACUAUUUCACGUGUUUCAACUCCAAAAGAAAGAAAAUCACGACAUAAUACAAUAGCUCAAACUUCGAAAGUGCCAAAUAUAAAGACAUCUAUUGAUGAAAAACCAGGUGAGAAAUUGAAUAGAAGGAAAGUUGCGGAUAUAUUAGACGAAGUCAAAGAAGCUAGAGGUGAGGCGGUACGUGGACCACCUAAGACACAUACAAGACUUGAUAGUUUAGCACAACCUAAGAAAUCUUAUAUUCAGGCUCAUAAUGAACAAUAUCAGAAUCGAAAUAUGAGAAAUACUUUAAAUAAACAGCAAAAAGUUACAAAUAAUACAGUGAUCGAUAGAAGAGAAGCAUUUAACGUAAGACAGAAACGAAGAUUAGAAUUAUCACAAAAACCUCAUUCUGCCGUACCACCCCUAGGCUCUAGACGGUCGUCAAGUAGCAGCCCCGAUGGAAAUCAUAAACGUUCUCCAUUGCCAGCGACUGGACCGUCCCAUAAACCAAACAUACCAGAAGCGCCUAAAACAUUGAUUAAGAAGAUGGUCGCGGUGGAAUCGUAUGUAAAUAACCAUUAUGGACGCAGUUCGCAGUUACGAGAUUUAAAAGAUUUCAUCGGAGCUCAAAAGUCACGAGUACCGCUGAUACCAACUGAUCUUGAUAUAGGAUCUGUAACUUCAUCUCGAACCGCAGAAGAAUCUACUACGCUUGGAAAAAAAUUACAUUAUAUGAUUGAUACAAUGAUAAAUACAACUCUUCCUGCAUUGACUUGCCUUAAUGAACAAAAAGAAACUUCAAGAAGCAAGGACGAUUUAAACGAAGCAUUUGUUGAAAAUAUGGACCAAUAUGAAGAACUUACAUCAAAUACCGAAUUUCCAAUUGAUAUAUUCGGAGAUAAAAGUAUCGCUACUGCUGUAGCAAGUCUACCUACAGAUAAUAAUCAUAAUGCAACUUAUCGCAAUAGUAAUAUCGAUUUUAUCACAUACGAUAUUCAACCAUUUAAUUCUACUACAGAGUUACAGCGGCUAGAAAAUGCAUUAUACCGCCGUUUAUCGGCAGCUACUUUUCAAAAACGUCUGCGGAUUAAGAAUCUAACAUUAACGCCUAAACAUUCUUUGCAGCAAGUUUUUGUUUUGCAUUCUGGUGAUGCCGGUUCCAUCGUUGUUAAGUCUACAUUAUCACAAAAUUUUACUAAACCAAAGUCGAAAACUAAAACGGAGCUGUAUACACCUACUCAUUCCAAAUCACUUAUUGAUUGGACAUUUGCAAACUUUCCGAAACAAUUCGCAACAGUUGGAUAUGCUGUACCUAGUAUAUAUAAAUUAGACACAUCUAAUAAAACAACUGAUUCUGUAGAAGCUAAAUCGGACAGUCAACAUUCAAAAGAAAAUCGGAGUAUUUCGUCGGACAUUAAAUCAAAUAAAACUGAUCAAUGCUUUUACGAGACACCUACACUUUUGGAAAAAGAUGAAGGAGCACAAGUAAACGAAACAGAUGCUACCGAAAAAAAUACUUUUCAAGACAAGCGAAACGUACGACUAGAGGGAAGUUCACGAAAUGUUACGAAAACAUCCAAAAUUUUACAGGAAGAAUUUAAUGAAUCCAGACUAAGUCUCAUUUCAAAUAAAAUAGAUACUACAUCUCUAGAUAUUUUAGUAGGUUUACUCAACGAAAUUAAAAAUAUAACUUCUUGUCAAACAAACAUCACCAAAAAUGAACAUAUUAAUGAUGACGAGUGUAAAGAAUUAGAGUUCAUUUUGAAAAAUGCAAAAUUACAGGAGUAUUCAGUUGAUCACAGUCCCCAAAAUUCCCUAUCUUUCGACUCUUUAAAAGAUGUUAGAGAAAAAUGCAAUUUAUGUGCUUUAUUACCUAGUUCUAAUUUAGCUAAUUAUAGGUCAUUGAUAAAUAGUAUUCCCAGACGUUCGGAUAAGGAAGUGAACGUUAGCAUUUCAGGCAUUGAAUAUGUGCACACGUUCACAGAAGUACCUUCUCGAUUCUUUCCUAUUACAGUCCAUCAUAGCACUAAUGUGACGGGCUCUGUCAUCGGUGUUAUCAGCGAACCCUCCGAACAGUCUUUAUAUUCAUUUUCAGAUUAUCAAGCACACGAUUGCAAUUCAAUUAAUAGAAUUAUAGAAUUACCCGAUAUUCAAUCGAAACCAACUACAAAUAAAACUGAAGAAAAUGCAAAGCAAUUUGAAAAGCAUGAAAAUUUCAUAAUCCAAUGCGAGUCAUCGGAAGAAAAAAGUCCGAGAAAUAAAGAAGUUAUAAAUGAUCACUUAGAAUUUGAUCCCAUGAUUAAAAUGAAAAGAGAUAUUUUAGUAACUGUGUAUUCUAUUCUCGUAAUGACAGUUUUUGCUGCAUUGUCCUUUCCUGAAAUUUUAUAUAGUUCAUAA
This is a messenger RNA of Zerene cesonia (dogface butterfly), 5214 nucleotides long. RefSeq lists its product as uncharacterized. The transcript has 7 exons. The record is from RefSeq and is a predicted model, not a curated record. NCBI's taxonomy places the organism in Eukaryota, Metazoa, Arthropoda, Insecta, Lepidoptera, Pieridae. The coding region runs from base 1 to 5214 and encodes 1737 amino acids.